AUGACAAUCGUUAAAUCUGUAACUGACUUUUUAAACUUCCAACAGCAGCGUCUAAGUUGUCUGGGUGUCUCUUGCUUCCCCGGCGCCAGAGGAAGAGGUGUGGCUGCUCUCCGGCCAAUUAGCAAAGGAGAGUUGCUUCUUAAAGUUCCAAAAUCUGCCUUAAUCACAACUGACUCUCUUCUUUCAAGAGAUGAAACUUUGUCUCUUGCACUCAAAUCCCAUCUUUCUCACUCUUCUACCCAGGUAUUCACUGUUUGUUUGUUAUAUGAAAUCAGUAAAGGAAAGGCUUCUCCAUGGCACCCUUAUUUUCUGCACUUGCCUCGUAGUUAUUCCAUACUCGCCGCUUUCGGUGAACUUGAAACGCAAGCCUUGCAAGUGGAUUAUGCCAUCUGGGCUGCUCAGAAAGCUGUCACAAAAGCUAAAUACGAGUGGGAACAAGCCUUCACUCUCAUGAAAGAACUUAAGCUGAAGCCUCCACUUCUCACUUUCAGGGCUUGGAUUUGGGCUACUGGGACUACUGCUGCUUUAAAGUAUCUGUAUGGAUGGUUACAUCAUCACCCAAAGUAUGGUACUCUUGCGCCAUCGGAGCUUGCUAAUUCUUUGUAUUAUGCAUAUGCACUAGAUUUGAAGCCAAACUAUGUGCGUGCUUGGGCAAACAUGGGUAUCAGUUACGCCAACCAGGUUUGAGUUUUUGUUGGAUGCAUGGUUCAGGAUUAGCUGAAUUCAUGCAUAGUGACGACUUGUUUGAGCUAAUUACUGAUCUUAAAAUGUGCAUUCUAUCAUUAUUUUGUUCUAUUUGUAUUUUGUUAGAUUUUUGGUGUAGUAUGAUAAGUGCGGCAUUUUGUUUGAUUGUUAUUGAUAAACUUUCUAUUUGGUGGGAUAUAUAUUUAUAUCAUAGAUAUUAUUCUUCUUAAUAUUUUGAAAAUAAA
Molecule: messenger RNA, 929 nt
Organism: Gossypium arboreum
Lineage: Eukaryota; Viridiplantae; Streptophyta; Magnoliopsida; Malvales; Malvaceae
Product: protein SET DOMAIN GROUP 40-like
Exons: 7
Coding region: 1-687 (228 amino acids)
Biological process (GO): peptidyl-lysine monomethylation
Molecular function (GO): protein-lysine N-methyltransferase activity; protein binding
Source: RefSeq, a predicted model, not a curated record